GUUUGGCAACGUUAGACAGGAGUUCGAAUCCGGACAGAAGAGGAUAACCAAAAUGGCGGAUCCUUUGAGUUUAUUGAGACAAUACAAUGUUAAUAAAAAGGAGAUAGUCGAGAGAUUAAAUCAAAUCAUAUUUGGCGAAUAUUCUUGGCCGAAAACAGUAAAAACGAAUUAUCUGGUUUGGGGUUCUGGGAAGGACGGAACUCCAAAAGAAUAUUAUACUUUAGAAUGUUUGUUAUUUUUGUUAAAAAAUGUUCAUCUCUCCCAUCCUGUAUAUGUACGCCAAGCAGCAGCAGAAAAUAUUCCCGUAGUAAGACGUCCUGACAGAAAGGACAUAUUGGCAUAUUUAAAUGGCGAAACUGCAACAUCUGCUAAUAUUGACAAAAGUGCACCCAUAGAAAUUCCAACACAAGUUAAACAUGUAAUAGAAGAACCACAACAUGAAAUUUCUAAGAAACCAAGAUUGGAAGAAGGACAAGUUCAAAGAGCUAAACAACAAUUGGCUGCUCGCUUAGAUGCCCCUAAAGAAGCAUCAGUUACAACUGAACAGAUCAGGUCACUAUCUGAAGCAAUGUCAGUAGAAAAAAUUGCAGCUAUAAAAGCAAAAAGAUUGGCAAAAAAACGUUUAACUAUUAAAGGAGAUGAUGAUAUUGGUCUUGGAAUAACUGAUUUUCAACGUAUAUUAGAAUAUGAUGUUGAUGUAACAAAAGACAUUCUCAGUAGAGAGAGACAAUGGAGGACAAGAACUACUAUUCUUCAAAGUACUGGAAAAAAUUUUGCCAAGAGCAUUUUUCCAUUACUACAAUCUAUUAAAGCAAGAGAAGAAGGUGGGAACAGAAAUCAACCUGAACCAGUUCAGACACCAAGGGCAACCCCUGCAAGAGCCAUUCCACAACCUGUAGGAUACAAUAGAUAUGGUCAAGAAAUAUUUUCAAGCAAAGAAGGUAACUUUAGCAUCUGAUAAUUUAAAGAAUUUUUUUUUACUAUAUUUCUUAUUAUAGGAAACUGAUUAAUAC
Centruroides sculpturatus (bark scorpion) is the source of this 1013-nucleotide messenger RNA. RefSeq names its product parafibromin-like. Gene Ontology annotation, molecular function: RNA polymerase II complex binding. The coding region runs from base 53 to 958 and encodes 301 amino acids. The record is from RefSeq and is a predicted model, not a curated record. NCBI's taxonomy places the organism in Eukaryota, Metazoa, Arthropoda, Arachnida, Scorpiones, Buthidae. Gene Ontology annotation, cellular component: Cdc73/Paf1 complex. Gene Ontology annotation, biological process: positive regulation of transcription elongation by RNA polymerase II; transcription elongation by RNA polymerase II. The transcript is spliced from 9 exons.